Rhopilema esculentum is the source of this 746-nucleotide messenger RNA. RefSeq lists its product as uncharacterized. Gene Ontology annotation, molecular function: calcium ion binding. Gene Ontology annotation, cellular component: myosin II complex. Lineage: Eukaryota; Metazoa; Cnidaria; Scyphozoa; Rhizostomeae; Rhizostomatidae. The record is from RefSeq and is a predicted model, not a curated record.
UUAAAAGCCGAUCAAAGACGAUUUUCUGUUAGUAGUCAGCAUGAAAGAAUUUUGACAAAACAUGGAGAAAAAACACAGCCGAAAAACAAUUCGUGUGCUUAAAAAGCGCCCAUGCGUUACAGAUGAAAAUCUAAGAGAGUACAGUGAUGCCUUUAUCACUUACGAUUCAAAUCAUAAAGGAUACUUGACAAAGAAAGAAGUAACAAAGACGAUGAAGAAGCUCGGCUUUAACCCAACUGAUACUGAUUGUCAAAAUAUUGAGCUCGAAAUCGUUCAUAAACGGCGUGGCAAAGUUGGAUUCAAAGCUUUUGUAGACUUUAUCUCAACACAUUGUGAUACAGAGAAAGAGGAUCACGAAAUAGUCGAAUCCUUUCGCGCAUUUGAUAGAACUAACAAAGGGUUUGCCUCGUCUGUAGACAUCAGAGAAGUGCUGCUCGAUGUCAUGGAAACCUGCUCACAAACAGAUAAAGAUCAGAUUCUGAAAGUGUUUCAACUAGAUGUUGAUAGACAAGUCUCUCUCGAAGAGUUCAAAAAGAUGAUUAUACCCGCAAACAUUGAUUAGAAUUUCUUUUAUUAGAACAUUUAAUCCUACGUAACAAUUCUAGGGCACUAAUCCAAGAUGCUUUAGUGUAUAUAACGUCAUAUAGAAUAUUUUAAAUAGUCGAGUUCUUGAUUUAAACUUUUAAAUUUUGAUACUGAAUACGACGUUGUUAUUACAUAGAUGAUAUGUCAAUUUGUGGUAUAAA